Molecule: messenger RNA, 7176 nt
Organism: Pristis pectinata (smalltooth sawfish)
Lineage: Eukaryota; Metazoa; Chordata; Chondrichthyes; Rhinopristiformes; Pristidae
Gene: ei24
Product: EI24 autophagy associated transmembrane protein
Exons: 12
Coding region: 183-1208 (341 amino acids)
Biological process (GO): macroautophagy
Cellular component (GO): endoplasmic reticulum
Source: RefSeq, a predicted model, not a curated record
CCGCUGGCCAGGCCUUGAGUGCAGAGCGUUCGCCCUGCGGGGAAUGACUUUAGUGUUGUACACUUCAGAGUUGAUGUCCGGCACACGAUGGAGAAGAUGGUAGAAGAUACGGCAGGUUCCCAUGAUGAAACCCUGCUGUGAAGUUGCUGUUGCUAUGGUGUAUAGUUGAUGCUACUCUGGCCAUGGCGGACAGUGUUAGGACAUUCCUUUUGGAUGUUGUUAAGGGGAUAGGGGAUUCUGUUUUUGGAAUACGAACAAUCUCCAAGCUUGAUGAACGGAUUCACCAGAAGCGAGAAGAACAAAGAAAGAAGAAAGAGCAACGCAGUGCGUUGGCACACCGCAGAGCUCAGAUAGAAGAGAAGAGGGAGGAGAAUGAGCCCCGAAUAGCAAACAGGAUUGUGCAGUGCUGUGCCUGGAACGGAGGGAUAUUCUGGUUGAGUAUCUUUGUCUUUUACCGGGUCUUUAUCCCUCUGCUUCAGGCCAUCACUGCACAUAUUAUUGGUGAUCCCUCAUUACAUGGAGAUGUCUGGUCCUGGUUGGAAUUUAUCCUGAACUCCACCUUCAGUGCUUUGUGGAUAUUGCCUCUCUUUGUUCUCAGUAAAAUAGUGAAUGCCAUCUGGUUUCAGGACAUUGCCGAUCUAGCAUUUAAAGUGUCUGGAAGGAAAGCACAACCCUUCCCCAGCAUCAGUAAGAUUAUCGCAGACAUGCUCUUCAACCUGCUUCUGCAGGCCUUGUUCCUCAUUCAGGGACUGAUUGUGAGUCAUUUUCCUAUUGAAAUCAUCGGACAGCUGGGCAGUCUGUUCCACAUGUCAAUGCUAUAUUCCCUGUACUGCUUUGAGUACAAGUGGUUCAACAAUGGGGUGGAGAUGCACCAGCGCUUGUCCAACAUUGAAAGGAAUUGGCCCUAUUACUUUGGUUUUGGAUUACCCUUGGCUAUUCUCACUGCUCUGCCCUCGUCCUAUGUGAUCAGUGGCUGUUUGUUCUCCAUUCUCUUUCCUCUGUUUAUAAUAAGUGCAAAUGAAGCAAAAGUCCCAGUGAGGUCAUUUCAUUUUCAGCUGCACCUCUUCUCCUUUGUUAUCAUGCUCAGCAACAAACUCUUUCACAAGACAGUUCAUAUUCAAACUGCCAUGACAACAACAGGGUCAUCUGAGCAUCUGCCAUCUUCUCAUCUGUCCCCUGCCAAACAGAGACCCAUGAUGCAACAGUAAACUCCAGUUCAGGGCACUUUGCUUCCUGACACUUUGCACAAGGUACACUCAAAGUUUUGCCUCCUAUGAAGGCAGGACAGUUUUCCUGGAGGCUUUGAGUAGCCACGUUUCGCUUGCAUGUCUAGAUGUGGAUUGUACCUGGCACUUCCGACUUCCAACCCUGAAUCUGUACAUAACUUGUCCUCCUGCUAUGGAGCUGGCAGGUAAAAGGUUUGAACUUCGAUCUGAUUUUAAUGUGGUAACUUUUAUGUGAGAAAGCAUUUUAUAGAAGAUGUACGAGUGAGACAGAAUUUGCAGCAAAUACUAGCUGACUUGUGCCUAAAUGUUACUUUUUUUUUGUACACAUUUGUGCCAAGUAUGUGACUUACGGAAUACAAUGCUUUGCUUUAUUGUUGUUUUGAGGGAGUUUUGUGAGGGGUGGGGGAAAUGAGGAACUGCCUGUGGGAUUGUAAAAAUGUAACUGUACUUGUGUCAGUAUUAGUCUCAGUCCAGAUAACCAUCAGGGAUAUCAUAAUGGAACGGUAACGUGUUCUAGCUCAAUAUUAAACCAAUAAUGAUUAUGGUAAGUGUAUUCGUGAUCCUAUUGAAUGAACGAAGCCUGUUUUUUUUUUAGAAAUUUGGUUGUUUUGAAGAGGGAGAAUGGUGUACUGCAGUGGACUUCACAAAAUCUUGCUCCUCAACUGAAAAUCUUGCUCCAUCUAUUCUUAAUGUAAGAUUAUUUCCAUGUAGAUUGUCUCAAAUCUGCUGUUAUGGUUAGGAUUGAUGGUGUUCACACCACUGACUGUUGGAUUUAUGGCUAAGUCACAUACUGACAUACACGCUCACUGAGCAAGUAAGUGAAGGUCACUUGCACUAAUCUGGGACGAGGAGAAAUACCCAAAUGUUCCACUACCUGACAUGCCUUCUGUAAGCUGUACCAAAGUGGGUUUGUUGCUCUUCUGAACUCUUUGGCAGAUUAGAUGUUUAAUUUAAAGUCCUUAUUGCACAACGAUCCAAACAUUCUUUGAAAGUAACCACACAACAUGGGGAACCCAUAUCUUGCCACAAGUAAUGUUCAAGGCAAGUGAUCCUGAUCACUAGUCAGUCAAGACUUUUUGUAGUAAGUCCAUUCCAGCCCCUUCCAACUUACAAAACUAAACUGUUCAUGUUAAGAAGUCAAAUGAAUAAAGUUGGUUAAAGUUGCCACUUUGCUUCGCCAGCAUGUUUGUAAAUUAGAUCUGAUAUCUUGGAAUAGUUGCAACACAGAAGGUAACCACGUGGCCCACCGAGUCUACUCUAUGUUGACCAAUGUGGUGUUGAAGAAAACCACUUAAGCAAAAUGUAGGAAUGUUUGGAGACGGAAACAUGAAGGGUCAGGUGCCCUCUUCUCCCAGCCUAUCCCCCACAUGGUAAGAUCAUGCUUUGUAAACUUUUGAGGUUUGGUUCACUUCUGUGCUUUUUGUCAUUUUGCCUUUUUUUCCUGGAUUGGUUGCUGUUCAGUGAGCUGUUAUAUCUCAGUCAGAUUUAAAAACCUACAACUGUUGGCCAAGGUAUUUCAUUAUUAAUGAUUUUCUGGAUUUCAAGUUAUAGCCAAAUAUAUUAAAAAAAUUAAAAGAGCAAAGUACAAUUGUAACGAAGAGCCAGUAUGAGUUGGCUGUCAAGCCCAUAGCAUAUACAUCAGAUUUUAAUGAAUUAGAGUAUCUUCAUGACUGGCAGGGGAAGGGAAAUUUUGAAGUAUAACUUUGAUUUCCCCAGUGGAGAUUGACAUUGGUGAGCAAGAGUAGGUGUAGAUUGAAAGAUCAAAGGUGUAUUUGUGGUAAUGAAAGCCACCAUGUGUAAAGUAUGCUCGAGGUUGGUUAUGUGGGCAGUUAUUGAAUGACACAGAUACUGGAUGACAUGAAGUGAAAGAAUAGUUACUGUAUUAAGUGUGUAUGGAGGGCUGUGGGUCGAAGCUAAUUAAAGUCACCGUAAAAUUAAUUUUGGGUUAACUCAGAUCCUGACCACACUUAUUCCUCACCUCCGAUUUCCACAUGACCUGAUGUUGACAGAUUUUUUUGUUAAUUUUCUGCUUUUCCCUCAUCACCUAAAAAGUGGUGGCUUUUUGCUGAGGGAUAGGGGACUACCUAACCCAGCUGGCAAGGUUCAACCAGAUCACCAUACAGGUAUGAACCAGGAAGACCAUUUACCCAUCCAGAAAGACGCUAAAGGUCCCUGUUCUACAGCUGUUUCAAAAUUGUUCCAGAGCGUUCAUUUUUACUGUCUUACCCACAAGUCUACUGUGUGAGUUGAUCAUGUUUAUAAAGCAGAAUUUCCUGGAACGAGUUCUAAAUUUUGCCUUUUACUAGCAGGAAUCUAUCCUGCCUUUUUACAGUUAUUAGUUUAAAAUUGUUCCAGUGUCAUGUUGCUCAGUUGUCAUGUUUGCUUUUGUAAGGUUGCUGCUUGUUAACUCCCCUUGUAGUUGAAAAGCCUGUUUCUCUAGCCUUUCCUCUGAACUUUGCUCUUUGAAUGCUUCAUAUCUCCAAUGAACAGAAAUCAACAUUAUAGACUGAGGCAACAAAUCCAUGGUACUGCAGUGCAUAGGAUAGCUUUAGCUAAUUUCAACCAUUUGAUAAAAAGAUGCUUUUAAACCUGUUCUAACAUUGAGAUUUAAUGCACUUGGUGUUUUAAAACUUAUCAAGUAGUUUAUGUACCUCUAUGAUCUACCUUGGCCAUUGGCCAAGUUCAGCAGACUCCUGUGGCCUAUCCUAUGAUAAUCACAGACAUUGGAUAAAGGUUACUAACAAACAUGGGAAUGAUGAUGAUGAGGAUUUUCCUUUCCCCUGCUCCGAGAUUGGAUCCAGGUAUACCACAACCAAUUUUAGCAAUAGUGUGUGUACUAUGGAAGGAGAAACCAAUGUGUGGAAGAGAUUUGUUAUUUUACCCAACUGAGAUUCUAUUGCAGAGCCUGUUCUCAAAUGAGGUGUGUCAGAACAGUAAUAUGAAGACCAAUAUGUCUAGUUAGCUCAGUAACAAUGUUAGUACAUAAUUCUGUGAAGAAAGGUUUUGAAUAGGGUAAACCCCAUUGCAUCAGAGGGAAAAUCAUAACCAACGUCAUUGUGUUUUAGUCGUUUUUGCGCUUUGUUUUUGAUCGAUGUUGUUCACCAAGCUGAUCACUGAAAGUAGUUAUCACCAAGUUUUCUUAAUCUUGAAUAUGUAGAAUAAAAAAAAUUAAAGGGCGUUCUCUGUCUCUCUGGUGCGGACUGCGGCAAACAGCCAGGUUCGUAUAAAGACGGGCUCUCAAGUUUGCAUCAUUUGUUGUAAAGUUAAUCUUUUUUUCUCUCGUAUUUUCCCUUUUUUGUGUCCAUCACUUUCCCACGUUGAAUGCUUUUCCACAGCUGACACUGUGGGACUUCUCUAUAAAUCCCUUAAUUACAUUUUAUGGCACGAUUCCCUCCAGAGGUUUAUAUGUAAGCCACUUAAAUCCCUCAUUUAGAUUCCAGCCUGUAACUUAAAUAUAUUCAUCACUAUUAUUCAAUAUUUAAUGAACAAAUUAGCUGAUCCAAAAAAGACUGUCCUGGUGUGAUUUGUGUAUCUUUAAUUAACGGCAGCUCUCCAAGCAAAGUAAGUUUGGUUUUGGUUCAUAACUCUGAAUUGCAUGUGACCUUUAUUUACAGAGACUAUCUGUACUCACCCAGGCAUUAAUUUAUGGGUUGCUUUAAUGCUGCAAAACUUCUGCCUGCUCCAGGUUAUUUGCAUAUUAACUGGAAAAGGUCCUUGAAGCUCCAUAUAGUCAGCAAAUACUCUUGAAGAUGUGUGCAGACAGAAGUUAGCAAAUCCCAUUUGUCAAGUUUUACAAGUUGUUGCAUCUCACUCCUUGCAAUAGAGACCCAUAAAGCAGGUUGUAUCUAUGUUCUUGCCAGGGCCACUGCCAAAUGAAGUCAGAUCUCAUACCAUUUAAACUCUGUGUUGGACCUUCAAUACCAAUAGUGUGCCAGUAAAAUAGUUAGCCAGUGAAAUUAAAUUUUGAAACAGUAUGAUGAGAAACUAGCAAACUGAGCAGUCAGCAAGGUCUCAGGCCAAAGUAGAUUAUGGUUCAAGUAAACACUAAUAAUCAUUUCAGGAAGCUCUGGAACUGAACGCAAAAAAAAACCUGUAGAUGCUGGAAAUCUGAAAAAAAACAGAAAAUACUAAAAAACCACUCAGAUCAGGCAGUAUCUGAGGAAAGAAACAUUUGACGUUCAGGCUGAAGACCCUUUGUUAGAACCGGAAAAAUGAUAAUUUUGUUGCAAUGAAGAUGGUGGGGGGUGGUGUAUCUGUGAUAGGGUGAGGUCAGGGUUACUGUCGGGCUGAGCUGUAGGAGUCCUCUGCUCAUGGGUUAAAGGAGGCAGUUAGAGGGCGAUAAUAUAAAGAAACACAUUGUUGCUUAGCAGGUCAGACUGGACUCAUGGGGGGAGAGAAAGUAAUUGGUUCAAUGUUGCCUCCAUUCUCCAGUUCUGAUGUGGGAUCUUUGACCAGAACCAUCUACCUAAAACGUAGGAGUGUUCCAUUGGAGCCCUGCUGGCUCUAAUCUCAUCAGCUGACCAAAGAGGAAGGGCUCACUGGAACUUUAAAGACUGAAAAUGAAGUCCACCCUCAUUAGAUACAGUUUUAACUGAUUACAGGAGAAAAGACUUCUUGGAAUGCCAUUGGUCUUCAUUCCACCCCCCCGUCCAUUAUUUGCUCCAAGUUGCCUUGAGUGAGUGAAGUUGCUGGCAUUUGUCAAUUGACCAUGCUGGAGAUUUCUUUACUGCAAAGAAUUCGUCUGUGGGAGUUGUAACAGCAUUCACUUAAAUUGACUGUGUAGUGAUCACAUCUUUUGUCUGCUGAAGAAAAGCAUUGGUGAACGUUCCUUUUGCAUUGGGUUGCUUCUAGGCUGUUGCAACUGCCUCAUAGCAUAACUGUUUGACGCAAUUAAUUGCACAUAACUUGUAUUCUUGUUUGUAUUAUAUCUUGUGUGAUUUGUCAUGCAAUUGAAACACCAUCUCUGAUUGUGAAUUGUUAAGCUGUGAGGUUCUGGUAAUUGAUGGGUUAUUGUGCUACCCUUGUAUAUCUGUUGUUAAAAUGUAUAUUUUAACUUUCAUCCUUGAAGCUAUUUGCAGGAGACAUGGAAAAGGUUCAAGCAGAUGCUGUAAGUUCAGAUUCCUUCAUCCCACAACCCCUGGGCACUGCUAUCUGAUGCACCUAUUUCUAUUUCUGUUUGUUUGCAAUACAGUUUGCAGCUAUCAGAUGAAACUGUUGCUGCACUGAUCGAUGAAAGCUUUCAGCAGCUAAAUUACUGAGGGCUAGACAAAGCUAAUAUGGUUUUUUUUAAACCCAGUCCCACCCUCCUGAGGGGUCAAGUCAGUCAAGGGUAUUGUUACACCGUUGCCGGUUCUAAGUGACACAUUUAAUGCUGUGUAUCAGCAGGGUGCAGAGGGGUGGGGUCAGGCAUCACCUCAUCCCAACGUCCACCACCUGCAGCAGGGAUCACUGUUACCCUGGCUCAGUGCAGGUCUGGCUGUUGGUUCUGCUACCCCUAGUUACUUGGCUUUAACAAUGUCAACUGAGUGAUUAUUCAGAGAUGGGAUGCAUCCUCAAUGGUAAAGUAAAACCUCUCUCACAACAAACCAAAAAUGGGAUGUGAAAUAUGUGGUUACAGGUGUGCUGAAGGACUGAGUCCUAAUGUUUUCUUGGCAAGCUGCUUGUACUCCUUUAUAUGAAGGACAAUAUUAAACUUUAUUUCUAAUGUACAUUUUCAAACUUCAUAAAGCAUGUUGCUUUCAAGCUACAGGAAGCUUGAGCUGGUCAACUUUUUUAAAAAAAAGAGCAAGUCUUAAUGUGCUAUGUUUUGUGAACUUGUACAAGGUUAAAAGUUGUUUUACAUUGUAUGCUUUUGUAAUGAGGAUAAGUCCUCGGUCCCUGUCAGACUGAGGAUUUUCACAAGACAGUUUAGUUUACUUGUCAGUGUACGUACCACUGAACGUGGAAAUAA